Telopea speciosissima is the source of this 1208-nucleotide messenger RNA. RefSeq lists its product as uncharacterized. Lineage: Eukaryota; Viridiplantae; Streptophyta; Magnoliopsida; Proteales; Proteaceae. Bases 315 to 1208 code for a protein of 297 amino acids. The transcript has 13 exons. The record is from RefSeq and is a predicted model, not a curated record.
UGAAGUGAAAAGAAGCAUGGAGACACAACAAUAACAACAAGAGUUUUGAAGCCGUUAAAAACCUAUUCAAAACGAUUAGAAUCCCUUCGAUUUCGGGCUCUCCAUACGAAUCCCUCCAAAAGGGAAAUUGGGUCAAGCUUAUCUGCGGCGCUAGCUUCGAGGAUGUCGUCGAUGUCAGAAAUCUUUCUCUAGUUUAUACUCUUGCUGGGGUUGAUUGCAUUGAUUGUGCGGCCGAUGAAUCGGUAGUGACUGCGGUGAACGAAGGCAUCAAUGUGGCGGGAGAGAUUGGGGGUCUCCUUCGACGGCCUUGGGUUAUGAUCAGUGUUAACGACGACGAAGAUCUCCACUUCCGCAAAGCUGAAUUUGAUCCAGAUGAUUGUCCAUCUGACUGUUCAAGACCGUGUGAAAUGGUUUGUCCUGCAAAUGCAAUUUCAUUAGAACUGAUACCAGGGGAAGAUGAAUCUACUAAUGGUAAAGCUGCAUGUGGGAAAUUCCAGGGUGGAGUAAUAACGGAACGCUGCUAUGGUUGUGGCCGGUGCGUUCCUGUAUGUCCCUAUGAUAAAAUAAGAGCUGCUACAUAUGUCAGAAAUGCAGCUGAGACAGCUCAACUUCUUGAGAGAAGUGAUGUGGAUGCUGUAGAGAUACAUACUAGUGGAAGGCAAACUGAUUCUUUUGAAGAACUAUGGAAUAGAUUGGGAGAUUCAAUUUGGCAUGUGAAGCUAGUUGCUGUUAGCUUACCCUAUAUUGGGGAUUCAACUGUUCCUACAAUGAACAGACUAUUUUCAAUCAUGGGUCCUCGUCUUAGCUGCUAUAAUCUAUGGCAGCUGGAUGGCCGUCCCAUGAGCGGAGAUAUUGGACAAGGUGCCACUAGGGAAGCUAUUGCAUUUGCUGUUCAUUUGGCUGCACUAAGAGAUAGACCCCAUGGUUUUUUGCAAUUGGCUGGUGGCACCAACUUACAGACAGUUGAUGGUUUGAAGAAAGCAGGACUGUUCCAGAAAACAGAAAAUGGUUCACAGAAAGCUUUAAUUGGUGGGGUAGCUUAUGGUGGCUAUGCAAGGAAGAUUGUUGGGAGAGUUUUAAGUCAGAUACAAUCCCAUUAUGGCCUGACACACAUAGAGGAUCACCCUGACUAUUUCUUGGACGCGCUUAAAGGAGCCCUCACUUUGGUUGGAACUGUCAAAUGCUACAAUUUUCCUUCAGAAGUUUGA